UUAAAAUAUGCUGUGUCUCGGAAAAGUAGGGGGUGCAACUAGCAAAAAUCAAAUUAAAAUGAAAAUACAGAAGAAAAACUUGAAACCCUAGAAACCAUUUUGUAUAUAAAGGAGUAGAAAUCCCCUUAAUUUCUUCAACUCAGUCACCUCUUCCUCGUCUUAUUCACGAUGGGGCAUUGUACAGCUCAGCCUCUCACUCUUUCCAAAUUUCCCAAUUCAUUCGCUUUUCACUCUAAACCCUCUUUUUCUCUCAAAAAACAAACCCUAGUUACCCCUUCUGCUUUACUCUUAUCUCGAUCAAUUUUCCUUAGAAAUGUGUUGCGAAGAGCAAUAGAGUCUGAGGAAACAUCCAGUGGGGUAGGUAAAUUUUUCAACGAGAAACGGGAUAGUGUGAUAACGUUGGAGGCUGAUAAAAAUGGCUACAAUGAAACUGUCGAGAAUGAAGACUCAAAGGAAGAGUUACCUUCUGAUGGAGAAUUCUUGCCGUUGGAUUUCCUCGAUAAGCUUAAUGUAAAGUUUGAUGUAAAUGACACCACUUCUCUCGUCGUGUAUGGUAGUGGUGCUAUAGUGACUCUGUGGCUAAUUUCAGCUGUUGUUGGGGCUAUUGAUUCUAUCCCAUUGUUCCCCAAACUGUUCGAAGUUGUAGGACUUGGAUAUUCGUUAUGGUUCACUUACCGUUAUUUGCUUUUCAAGAGAAAUAGAGAUGAACUGACAACUAAAAUAGAGCAACUCAAGGAGCAAAUUCUCGGUUCAGAUGAUUAGUUUUUAUGAAAGGAUAAAAUUAUACUUCAGAUGUGCUUAGAAAUAUGAAGGCAUGUACAGUUACAUUUGGUUAAGUUAAGAAGAGUAUUUGUUGAUUUGCCCACAUGAUUACAUAUAAAAGAGUUGGAUCUAGUUUGAAUAUUCUCUUGCAUCUAGUAAGUCUGAAUAAUCUCAACUAUCAAAUAUCCGUUAUUGUUCCUUGAAAUUUUGGAACAUCGACCUUAAUUC
This is a messenger RNA of Cicer arietinum (chickpea), 990 nucleotides long. RefSeq names its product protein CURVATURE THYLAKOID 1D, chloroplastic. NCBI's taxonomy places the organism in Eukaryota, Viridiplantae, Streptophyta, Magnoliopsida, Fabales, Fabaceae. Gene Ontology annotation, cellular component: thylakoid; chloroplast thylakoid membrane. The record is from RefSeq and is a predicted model, not a curated record.